ACCCCACUUUCCUCAGGUCUCUCCCUCAUCCCCAGCCCAACCAAGUCCUCUCUCUCUCUCUCUCUCUCUCUCUCUCUCUCUCUCUCUCUCUCCCCAUAUCGCGCUUCUCGCGGCAGUCAGCGGAUCACAGAUAUAUCAGCCCCGCCAAACUAUGUGAUAUCUGGGCAGUUUUGAGGGGUAUGGGGAGGAUGGGAGGUAGCCAGAUGACUUACUCCGCCAACAGUGAUGACUACAAGCUUUUAGAAGAGGUUGGCUAUGGAGCGAGUGCGACUGUUUAUAGAGCGAUCUAUCUCCCUUUCAACGAGGUUGUGGCGGUGAAAUGCUUGGAUCUCGAUCGCUGCAAUAGCAAUCUGGAUGACAUUCGAAGAGAAGCUCAAACCAUGAGCUUGAUCGAUCAUCCAAAUGUUAUAAGGGCAUAUUGUUCAUUUGUUGUUGACCAUAACCUUUGGGUUGUCAUGCCAUUCAUGGCAGAGGGUUCGUGUUUACACCUCAUGAAGAUAGCAUAUCCAGAUGGAUUUGAAGAAUCUGCUAUUGGUUCUAUUCUGAAAGAGACUCUCAAGGCUUUGGAGUAUCUCCAUCGACAAGGACACAUUCAUCGGGAUGUUAAGGCUGGAAACAUACUUCUUGAUAGCAAUGGUGUGGUAAAGCUUGCUGACUUUGGUGUUUCUGCUUGCAUGUUUGAUACUGGCGAUAGACAGCGUUCAAGAAAUACAUUUGUGGGGACUCCUUGCUGGAUGGCACCAGAGGUGCUACAGCCAGGGAGCGGAUAUGAUUCCAAGGCUGAUAUUUGGUCAUUUGGUAUAACAGCAUUAGAGUUGGCUCAUGGUCAUGCGCCUUUUUCAAAAUAUCCUCCAAUGAAGGUUCUCCUGAUGACCAUACAAAAUGCUCCACCUGGACUUGAUUAUGACCGUGAUAAAAGGUUUUCUAAGUCUUUUAAAGAAAUGGUUGCAAUGUGCCUGGUGAAAGAUCAAACAAAAAGGCCAACUGCGGAGAAAUUAUUGAAACACUCCUUUUUCAAGCAUGCAAAGCCUCCAGAACUUUCCGUGAAGAAGUUAUUUGCUGACCUGCCACCACUAUGGAACCGUGUGAAAGCUCUUCAGCUUAAAGAUGCUGCACAACUUGCUCUGAAGAAAAUGCCUUCAGCCGAACAAGAAGCCAUAUCACAGAGUGAAUACCAGAGAGGAGUUAGUGCAUGGAACUUUGACAUUGAGGAUUUGAAAGCCCAAGCGUCACUUGUUCGAGAUGAUGAUGAUAUUGUAGAGACUAGGGAAGAAGAAGAGUUCAUGAAAUUAAAUUCCAAUUAUCAGGCUGAAAGCAAUUCUCAGUCUAGUCUGUGUAAGAUGAGUUUGAAUAGUGAAACAUCUCCAGUGGAACAUAAAAGAUUGUUAAGUAGUGAUCAGGUUUCACACUCCCACUCUGUGGAUAGAAAGGGCAAGGUUCUAGAGACUGAAAUAGUAGAUUCCCGCUGCCUAGAGAAUGUUAGUUUGAAGAAAAAUGGAUCAUGCACAGAGGUGAUUUCAUCAGCCUUGGAAAAGAAUAUGGUACAAGCUAAGGCUACUACGGUAAAAACUCGCCAGACUCAAAGUGGACCUCUCAUGCCUGGUAUUGUGCUGAAUCAUUCACAUUCAGAAAGGAGUCGUAUAUCUGAAAGGUCUGAGAAUGAAAACCAACCAGCAGCAGAGAAAGUCCGGAGAGCACCAAGCUUUAGUGGUCCAUUGAUGCUUCCAAACCGAGCUUCUGCAAACAGCUUAUCAGCACCCAUUAAGUCCUCUGGAGGAUUUCGUGAUUCUUUGGAUGACAAGUCAAAGGCCAACCUCGUGCAGAUUAAAGGCCGAUUCUCAGUCACAUCAGAAAAUUUAGAUCUUGUAAAGGAUAUUCCACUAGGUACAGUUCCUCGUCGAUCUUCACAGGGAUCGCCUCUGAGGAAGUCUGCUAGUGUCGGUGAUUGGAUAUAUGAAACUAAACCAAUGGUUUGUGCUUCAUUUCUUCCUCAUUUUAAAUUGCAUUAUUUAUUCAUUCGUUGGAGUAACUUGCUCUUUCAUAUGCUUCAACAGGUUGAACCGGUGGCUUCUGAGAGGGAGCGGUUACUGCUCGUGAAGGUGUCGGAGUUGCAAGCUAGGGUCAGUUACUUGACUGAUGAACUGGAUACCGAGAAGUUGAAGUACUCACAAUUGCAGCAGCAGUUGAAAGUCUUAAGUGAUGAAGCAGAAAAUGGUGAUAGAAGGGAAGCGGAUACUUGAAUUCUGAAUUCCAAUUUCUGCAAAGUGGAACCAGCCACCAUGUGCAUUCCGGGCAGAGGUGUAAAUCGCGGAGACAGAAGUGAUUUCAACAAAAAACUGUUGGUAUGAAUGCUAUUCAUUGGUUACCCUGGAAGGUUGGAGAGUGCAGUUUCUGCAACUUGUUUACGUAAUAGUUUACAGAAGGCGGGCAGCUGGAUGACAAAUAAAGCCAAGUUGUGGAUAUGGGAGGGAUUUUAUGUAGUUUAAACAGAAAUGUUCUUCUUCCUUUCCAAUGCAGGUUCAUUUUUUGGAAGUAGUCUGAGAUGGGAAGAAGAACGUUUCUUGUAUUUAUGAUGUUUAUUCAGCCAGCAGACAAGUUGAUAAAAAAUGAAGGAGAAUGGGCUUGUAUAUCUAUUUGUAUUUAUAAAAUUUUAGGCUAAUUCUCUGGCUGCGGUCACAAUUUCUCUUUAUUUUUUUCUUAACUGCAGAGAAGAGUGGCCUCCAUUUGUGGGAGAGGUGUAUUUGUGAGAUUGACGUUAAUGCUCUCUCUAGUUGAAUAGGAUUUUAAAACUUUAUGAGGGUAAA
Molecule: messenger RNA, 2804 nt
Organism: Carica papaya (papaya)
Lineage: Eukaryota; Viridiplantae; Streptophyta; Magnoliopsida; Brassicales; Caricaceae
Source: RefSeq, a predicted model, not a curated record